CUGCCAGUUGCUUCCUCUUUCUCCAGUACGACUGCAAGUUUUUGCCAUUUCUGCAGCUCCCAGCGCCGGUUGAUGUUGUCGUUUUCUUAAUGUUUAAACAAAAAACAAUUGAGCAUCAAACUAUAUAGGUCACCGUCAAUCAUUUAGCUCCUGUAGUGGUCUAGUAGGCUCUAUUUAACGUGGGCUGGUUUUUGAAGCUUAAACUGGAAGUGGGUCUCGGUUUUUACAGGUUCAGCUGCACUGGAAGUGGAAAUAAGAGAAGGAGCUUAUCUAGGAGGAGGUUAGGGCUUACUCGGUCUGGUCUCCUUGCUGCAAUGCCGAUGUCUCGAGAAGAAUCCUAUUAUGAAGAGGUUUCUACGCAGCAGAGCUUAUUAUUCUCUGAUAGUCUCGAGGAUUUGAAAAACCUGAGAACACAACUCUACUCAGCAGCCGAGUAUUUCGAGCUGUCCUACACUAAUGAUGACCAUAAGCAGAUAGUGGUAGAAACAUUAAAGGAUUAUGCCAUAAAAGCUAUCGUGAACACCAUAGACCAUCUUGGUUCUGUGACAUACAAGGUUAACGAUUUUAUGGAAGAAAAGGUUGAUGAGGUUUCUGGAACAGAGCUUCAGGUAUCUUGUGUCGAAGAGAGAGUGCAAAAUUGCCAAAAAUAUAUUGACCGUGAGGGAAUUUCCCAACAGUCCUCCAUGAUUAUAACACCGAAGUACCAUAAGCGGUACAUCUUGCCAGUUGGAGAGACCUUGCACGGUGCAAACCAAACCAGGUCUAAAUAUCAAGGAUGCAGUCUAGACGGUGAAGAGAACUGCCAUCGGUUUAGGAGUGCGAUUCGAGCUAGAAUUAGGGAAACCCGACCGCCACCAUCUUCUUUCAAGGAAACCUCAGCAUCUUCAAUCAGAAAAGGACGUUCUCCGUCACCUUCUCCUCGGCCUCUACAGCGAUCUGCAACAUUUUCCUUUACGGCAACAAUGCCGAAGAAAGAACUAGAGAAGCGAACAGGAUCACCUCGUCGAUUUCCACGUUUGAGUUUUGGCUCUGAUAGCAGGGCAACAACCCCCAAAAAGAGCCGGUCAAGUACUCCAAAUUCGGCUGGUGCAAGGCAACGGUGUCCAUCGGAGCCUCGGAAAUCGGCUGUCAUGCAUCGGGAAUCCGAUAAAGACAACGCCAAAGACAUCGAACAAUAUCCCAGCAAAAGUAAAAGACUCCUGAAAGCCUUUUUUAGCCGGCGCAAAUCAAAGAAAGAUGAUAUGUUGUACACUUUUUUGGAUGAAUAUUGAGGGGA
Molecule: messenger RNA, 1276 nt
Organism: Hibiscus syriacus
Lineage: Eukaryota; Viridiplantae; Streptophyta; Magnoliopsida; Malvales; Malvaceae
Product: protein ABIL2-like
Exons: 10
Coding region: 315-1271 (318 amino acids)
Source: RefSeq, a predicted model, not a curated record